Ornithodoros turicata is the source of this 2661-nucleotide messenger RNA. Its product is annotated as atrial natriuretic peptide receptor 1-like. Gene Ontology annotation, cellular component: plasma membrane. Gene Ontology annotation, biological process: intracellular signal transduction; cGMP biosynthetic process; receptor guanylyl cyclase signaling pathway. The record is from RefSeq and is a predicted model, not a curated record. NCBI's taxonomy places the organism in Eukaryota, Metazoa, Arthropoda, Arachnida, Ixodida, Argasidae. The transcript is spliced from 9 exons. The coding region runs from base 180 to 1247 and encodes 355 amino acids. Gene Ontology annotation, molecular function: guanylate cyclase activity; peptide receptor activity; adenylate cyclase activity.
AAGACCUUUGCUAGCAGACGUCUUCACGUUCGGGGUUCAGAGCGCCUCCUUGAAGUCACUGCCCGUUGAGCCACUCAACAGAUAUGGAGUAGUGACGACGACUCCCCGAGGACUUUGCCAUUCGUAGUGUGUUCAGGUUUCGAUCGCGUCGUUAAUAACGCAACGUAUCAACGUUCUCAAUGUCAGCUCCACGUUGCGACUUCGAUUGUGUCACGUGCCGCAAGCUCACGCAGGAUGCGGCUGGCAUUCAGUUAAGAGAACCCCGGGUAAGGGAGCAUCGGGUGCAAUGUCGUCUCAGCAGCAGCAGUUCCGAGGAGGACCUCAUUCGCAUGGUGGAAGAGUACUGCUCUAAGGACGUUUCGCGAAGACCCGAUUUUCAUGCACUUCGGCUACUCAUCAGGAAGCUUAACAGGGACCAAGACAGUGAUGGAGUCCUCGAGAACCUGUUGGACCACAUGGAGCAGUAUGCAAACAGUCUCGAGUCCCUCGUUGAAGAGAGGACGGCUGAUUACUUGGAGCAGAAGAUGAAGGCGGAAGAUCUUCUCUACCAACUUCUUCCCAAACCGGUGGCCAGCCAGCUCAUACGAGGAGAAUCCGUCACAGCAGAGUCCUUCGAGAGCGUCACCAUUUACAUCAGCGACAUCGUCGGCUUCACGUCCAUAUCAGCUAAAAGUACGCCUAUGCAGGUAGUGGCACUAUUGAACGACUUGUACUCCUGCUUCGACUCAACCAUCGAGGGAUUCGACGUUUACAAGGUGGAGACCAUUGGAGAUGCGUACAUGGUAGUGUCUGGAUUGCCCGUACCCAACGGAAACGCUCAUGCGCCAGAAAUCGCCCGAAUGGCACUGGCUCUGCUCAUCAAUGUCGGUUCUUUUCGCAUUCGACACAUGCCUCACGACCAACUUAAACUGCGCGUCGGAAUUCACACGGGACCGUGCGUGGCCGGUGUGGUAGGACACAAGAUGCCUCGAUAUUGCCUCUUCGGGGACACGGUAAACACCACAUCUCGAAUGGAGUCUACCGGUGUUGAGUCAAAGAUUCACGUCAGCUCGGAGACUAAGGCGGUACUAGAUCUAUUCAAGACGUUCAAGUUGGAAUUGCGAGGACAAGUGGAAUUAAAGGGUAAAGGCCCAGUGACCACGUACUUCCUAAUUGGCGAAGAACCACGACCUGUCGCAAUCGAUAACGUACAGAACAGCCCAGCUGUGAGGCCUUCAACUGAAAAGCGACGUACGCUACGGACAUAGAUCUCAUAUCAAUAACAUUGAAGUAGGACAAUAGAAAUGCGACACGGACAGGUGCACAUACCAAGUGGUGACUCUCGGAGAGUUUAAUCGCAACCGAGCAAGCAUUAUUCGCGGAAGCGGACAAACGGGCAAAUGUGUUGAUCAGACGACGUCAAGAUUGGAACGAAGGUUGGAGACUACGCUGUUUGCGUAAGGUAUUGUAUUCAUAACGUCCAGCUUCAAGGAACCAAGACCAGGACAAAAGUAUGUUUUUGCUAAGUGGCAGGGAAAUAUAUGAACAACUUUCUUCUUUUAAAUGAGAACUACCGUGGAAAAAUUUCAAAAGAAUACGAAGCAAUACUGCGGGAUUUAUCCGUCGCGUCAGUCGUUAUCAACCCGCAAAUAGAGUGUCCAAUCAUCGUUGGACCUCGUUUUCGGAGACCAAUGGGAUGCCGCCCUGAAACUGUGGCUCCUUUUGGGAAGGAAAGCAGAGGGAAAUCGUACGUUGCGGCUUCGUUUCCGUUUAAUAAAUGCCGUUUCCUUUGCUUCGUUGUCAAGGCAACGGCGUCUUUCGUUGCGCGAGCACAAAUUUUUACACUUUAGUGUCCUUUUAAGUGAUGACAAGUGGUCGUGUGUCGUCUGACUAACAUUUCGUUUUCGGAGCCGUUUAGGAACAGGUUACUUAAUGAAGAUGUGUGAAUUUUUUAUCGGACUUGUUAAACAUCAGUGCUUGACGUGCCUAGUUGUCUGUCUUGUGUUUCUGUUGCGCUGCUCACAACAAAACUGGUGUGCCAACAUGCCAAGAAGGAAGUACCGGUGAGCUUUGUAUGAGCUCAUCUAAGAAUACAUUUUGUGCCAAACGCCGGAGAUACUGCUAUGAACUCCGCCAGCUGCUCCGUGAUAUAGUAUGCCCUGAUGAAGCUGGCUCUGAGUGAAGUGCGUGUGUGUGUGUGAGUUGUGUGAAGGUGGCGCCGGCGUGAAUUCAUUGUUGCACUACUUGGACAAAGACGUUCUGUGACGCACUAUGAAUGUUUUGUUGUUGUCAAAGUGUAUCACUGUGCUGGGAAAACUAGGUAACUAGCCAAAGCAGACAUGGUUUUCGAUUAGCGAGUGCGGGCCAAACUUACUGUGUUUUUUCGAAUGUUUCCUUGGAGCCACGCUCAUUGCACGCAUUAAGUUGCACUUUACUCCUCUCCUGCUCUUCCAUUUUCCUCCUUUCUCUCAAUGUGCCGCGAGCAAUGAAGCCUCUGACAUGCAUCGGUAAGGGAGAACCGCGUUCGGUAAUUGUGUUCACCGAAGAAGGAAGUUCUGGAAAACAGAUUGAUCGGACUGCCGACUGUAACCAAUCUAUACUGUUGCCAGGAUACUCGCAAUAUACGAGGGGUAUCUCGAAACUAAUUUCCGAUUGACUAUUAAAAGAACACACCAAAGGUUA